This is a messenger RNA of Penicillium verrucosum, 663 nucleotides long. RefSeq names its product mitochondrial 54S ribosomal protein bL17m. Gene Ontology annotation, biological process: translation. Gene Ontology annotation, molecular function: structural constituent of ribosome. Bases 19 to 663 code for a protein of 214 amino acids. Gene Ontology annotation, cellular component: ribosome; mitochondrial large ribosomal subunit. Lineage: Eukaryota; Fungi; Ascomycota; Eurotiomycetes; Eurotiales; Aspergillaceae. The record is from RefSeq and is a predicted model, not a curated record. The transcript is spliced from 2 exons.
CGCUUAAUAACAAUCACCAUGGCCGGCGGCGGAAGCAGAUACCGCCACUUGAGCCGCGACUCCGCGCAUCGACAGGCCCUGCUCCGAAACCUGGUCACCUCCCUCUUCGAGCAUGAGUCAAUUACUACGACAUGGCCCAAGGCCAAAGAGGCCCAGCGUCUGGCCGAGAAGUUGAUUACCCUGGGAAAGAAGAACACCGAAGCGAGUCGGCGACGGGCAUUGGAGAUUUUCUACACACCACAUGAAAUGCUCCCCAAACUCUUCGGUCCCCUCCGCGAGCGCUACGCAGACCGACCAGGCGGUUACACACGAGUCUUACGCGUAGAACCCCGCGAAAAGAACGAGUACUUCUCCCCCAAGAAGGGCGACAAAAACGCCAUCCGAGAGCCUAAACCCCAGGUCAAGGCUCCCACCGCCAUCCUCGAGCUGGUCGAUGGGCCAAAGGACAUGCGUUUCGCCAUGACGGCGCGUACAGUGGCGCGCGAGCGCGAGCAGGGUCGGGAUCUCGUGCAUGCGCUCACAAGGUUGAAUGUGAAGAAGGUCACUCAGUUCCGGAAGGACGGUGUUGAUGUUUUGGAGCAGGCAAUUUCCAAGCUCAGUCUUGUCAAGAAGCAGAAUGAUAAGCUCGCUAAGAAGGAGGCUGAUGUUGAGUCGAGGGAUUAG